AACGCGACCAGGCUCACGGUCGUCGACUAAUCAAAGACAAGAAUGUAAGUUUUUCAUUGUCUAUUUGUCUCAUAGUAUUAGUAAACGUUUUAAAAAUAUUGUUUUGUGAUUGUCAGAACUCAGAAGCGGAUGCAAUUGCAAUACGUUAACUGAGGAAUAAAACAAGAACAACAUAAACAAUGGCAUGGUCCAAGUAUCAAAAGUUUCUUGCACUGAUGAUGGUGGUUACUGGAUCAAUAAAUACAUUGAGUACCAAAUGGGCUGAUCAGAUGGAUGCGAAAGGUUCAGACGGCAAUGUCAGGAAAUUCGACCAUCCUUUCUUACAGGCAGCAGCAAUGUUUCUAGGAGAGAUUCUAUGCUUAUUGACAUUCAAAUUCAUCUUCUGGAGAAACAGGAACGGUGAUCAUCAGCUUAUUCAAGGCAGUCAAGAUUUCAAUCCAUUCAUACUGAUGCCGGCAGCCAUGUUUGAUUUGAUUGGUACCUCCAUCAUGUAUAUAGGUUUAAAUUUGACCUACGUCAGCAGCUUCCAAAUGUUUAGAGGAUCAAUUAUUAUAUUUGUGGCCGUGCUGUCCACUACGUUCCUCGAAAGGAUUAUAGUCAAGAGGGAGUGGGUGGGAAUUGCUACAAUUAUCCUAGGAUUACUGAUCGUGGGAUUAACAGAUGCAAUAUACCAAUCACCGAGUGAAGCCAAAGGCAGGAACAGCUUGAUAACCGGUGACCUUUUGAUUAUCGUUGCGCAGAUUAUAUCAUCAUGCCAAAUGGUGUAUGAGGAGAAAUACGUGUCAGGUUUAAAUAUUCCCCCAUUACAAGCGGUGGGAUGGGAGGGUGUCUUCGGGUUCUCUGUUCUAUCUGUACUACUCGUGAUCUUCUACUGGAUCCCCGCGCCUCCUCACUUUGACCACAACGCUAGAGGGACCGUUGAGGAUGUGAUCGAUGGACUUGCUCAAAUUGGCAAUAAUCCUCUAUUGUUGGUGGCCAUUUUGGGAACAAUCGUGUCAAUAGCGUUCUUUAAUUUCGCUGGUAUCAGUGUUACGAAGGAAAUGUCAGCCACGACUCGAAUGGUUCUGGAUUCAGUCAGAACACUCGUCGUCUGGAUGGCAUCCUUGGCUUUGAGCUGGCAAAUAUUCCACUGGCCACAUUUAAUUGGUUUUGCGGCAUUGAUCCUCGGUAUGUGCGAGUAUAAUGGCAUAUUGCCAAGGUGCUGGCAAAGAAGAGUUGUACAGGAAGAUGAAAAUCAAGUCGUUAACACCGAAGCCGACAGACUUGAAGAGGCUUAAGAGGUACAGUAUAUCUAAAUGUGUAUAAACGAAAAUAUAUGUCAAUUCUUCUAUUUUGUAUUGAAAUUAUAUACCUAAGGGAAGACUUUUUAUAUGAUUACGAUUUUUAAUUUAAGACUGGGACGAUGAAGUAAAUAGUGAUUUUAUGAAAUUUAUAUUUAUAUAUGGAGGAACUCGUUAAGAGGUUUCAGUACAGACAUGACAUACAUUCAGUUUUAUAUAUAUUUUAUUUUAUAAUAUUCAUAUGAAUUGAUAAAAUAUUUAGUUUUAUGUUUUUCUGUUUUAUAAUUCAUUGUUUCUUGAAUACAAAUAAUGGCUUAUUGAUAAAAUGUUAUUUGCUAAAUCAUUAUGGAUUAUAACAAACUUCG
Molecule: messenger RNA, 1645 nt
Organism: Vanessa tameamea
Lineage: Eukaryota; Metazoa; Arthropoda; Insecta; Lepidoptera; Nymphalidae
Gene: Tango9
Product: Transport and Golgi organization 9
Exons: 8
Coding region: 180-1277 (365 amino acids)
Biological process (GO): transmembrane transport
Cellular component (GO): intracellular membrane-bounded organelle; membrane
Molecular function (GO): transmembrane transporter activity
Source: RefSeq, a predicted model, not a curated record